Triticum dicoccoides is the source of this 818-nucleotide messenger RNA. Its product is annotated as transcription factor PCF1-like. The record is from RefSeq and is a predicted model, not a curated record. NCBI's taxonomy places the organism in Eukaryota, Viridiplantae, Streptophyta, Magnoliopsida, Poales, Poaceae. Gene Ontology annotation, cellular component: nucleus. The coding region runs from base 1 to 483 and encodes 160 amino acids. The transcript has a single exon. Gene Ontology annotation, molecular function: sequence-specific DNA binding; DNA-binding transcription factor activity.
AUGUCCACCGCACCCUCCGAACUCGUCCUCUACAACCUCGUCACCGCCCAAACCCUAAACCCCAGCCCCUCCCCCGCCGCCGCCGCCGCCCCCCUCGCCGCCGACGGCUCCUCCGGCCCAGCCGCCGCCGCGCGCCGGGCGCGCCCGCGCCGGCCCUCGGACCGCCACGCCAAGGUCGCCGGCCGUGGCCGCCGGGUCCGCAUCCCGGCCAUGGUCGCCGCGCGCGUCUUCCAGCUCACCCGCGAGCUCGGCCACCGCACCGACGGCGAGACCAUCGAGUGGCUGCUCCGCCAGGCCGAGCCCUCCAUCAUCGCCGCCACCGGCACCGGCGUCACCCCGCAGGAGGCGCCCCCCGCCGCCGUCCCCGUCGCCGGCGCCCCGUUCGUGCAGGUGCCCUACUACACCGCGCUCCUCAUGCAGCCGCCCAGCGCCGACGAGCCGCCCCUCGCGUCCGCGCCGCCCGCCGGCGAGGAGAACAAGUAAUUGGCACAGGGGAGGCUAGGGUUAGGGGCUUGUUAGUCUUAGAGUGUUGAUGAUGGGCCUAUUGGGCUCUGUAGUAUCAGUCUUCCCCUCCCGAAUAAUUGAAUCUUAUUGCCACGGCACGGGUUAGGCCUUUAGAUGAUUGGCGAUUCGAGUGAUCAGGGGAGGGGGAUUCGGAUCGUAGAAUUAUUAGUGGCUUAAGAAAAGGCAGAUCUCUGUCAGUGUUUGUUGAGCUAGUGCUCUUGAUGUUGGAAACAAUGUCCAAGUUCUUGUGAAUGGUUCGGUGCUCAUUAUCAUUUAAAUGGUGCUUAGCCUUUAUGGCAAUGUCCUAUUUUCUA